Molecule: messenger RNA, 11918 nt
Organism: Cyprinodon tularosa
Lineage: Eukaryota; Metazoa; Chordata; Actinopteri; Cyprinodontiformes; Cyprinodontidae
Product: protein AHNAK2
Exons: 7
Coding region: 278-11452 (3724 amino acids)
Biological process (GO): regulation of RNA splicing; peripheral nervous system myelin maintenance
Cellular component (GO): cytoplasm; nucleus
Molecular function (GO): protein binding
Source: RefSeq, a predicted model, not a curated record
AGGUCCAUGUUUACGACACAGACAAGGGAGUUUUCUUCACUCUGUAGACAACUCAGACAGAGAAGCUAGACCUCCAACUCCCCUCGUUCUCUCUUUCUCUCUGCAACUCACAAUCCCUCACUCUGCCGCCACUCGCCACUGAUUGACCUGCUGCCUGAAGAAGAGGUGGAGGGAAGAAGCAGCAGCUGCAGCAGCACCUGCCUGAGCCUCCAUCCCCUCUUCCUGCCCGACCCCAGACCUGCUCUCUGCUGCAUCGGCUCUAAACCUCGCUGCCAAAAUGUGCGACUGUUUCCAUCUGGCAUUCCCCAACUGGCAUGCUGCCUCCUCUGGGACUGCAGGGAGAAGACUACCAGCGCCAGAGCCUACCACAGAAGACGAUUCUUUAUGUGAAGAACAAACUCAGUUCACAGAAGAGGAGAGACCACGACCACAAGGAUCAUCACCUGUCCAGGAGUUUCCUGAGGCGGCAAAAUACUCUGAAGGUGAAAAAGAGUUUCAAGCAGAGCAUGAUCCACAACACAAGACUGGGAGUGGACACAAAGGUAAAAAGUCUGGCCUUGGGUCCAUGUUUGAAAGGACUUCGACUCCAAAAAUGAGUAAAUCAAAGGAGGCCCAAAGUCCUGAAUGUGGGAUUAUUGUGAACGCAGCCAAAGGCGGGUGUGCAGAAGGUCUUGUUUACAGUGGAGGAGGGAAAGAGGGGAUCUUCAUAAAGACAAUCGUUCCAGAAUCACCUGCUUCAAAAAGUUUGGAAGUAAAAGAAGGAGAUCAGAUUCUUAGCGCCACAGUGUAUUUUGACAACAUGUCAUAUGAAGAUGCCAUUCAGAUUUUGGAGCAUGCACAGGCUUACAAAAUGAAGCUUUGCAUAAAGCGGCAGCCAGACAUCACAGAGAGUGAAUCAACCAUUGAAUCUGAUGCUAUUCCGGAAGAGGACGUCUGCUCCACAGAGAUGAGGGUGAAAGGAAAAUCCAGAAGGCGGGGGGAUGCUCGUAUUUCAUGGCCAAAGUUCUCCUCCUUUGGAAAAGGACGUAAAUCACGUUUCACAAGGUCUCACAGCUCAUCAGAAGCAGAUGAGCAGAGAAAGCUUGAGCUUAGCCCUGCAACAAGUGACACAGAAUCACCUAUAAAAUCUCAGGAUGCUCUGAAAGGAAAGAAGAAGCAUAAAAUAAAGCUCUCAACUUUAACAAAAAGAGGUCGCAUAAGUUCCUCCGAAGACCAGGAUACAGAUGUUCCAAUAACCAGGCAGAUUAGUGGUGACACUCAGCUGAAGCAGGAAUCAGAUACGCUUUCACCUGAAUGCACUGAAUACCCCUUAGGAGAAACACUAGGAGUCAAUAUAGAAGCAGGUAAGAAGUCAGGGGAAGUUAAAGAGUCUGAACUGCAAGGUCAGAAAACAAGUGACACUCAAAACCUUCAACUAAUUAGUAUAGAAAACACCUUAAAAUCAACAGAUUCAGCUGUAGCUCUGACUGAUCAAGGAAACCAAAUUCUUAAAUCCCCAGAGGAGAAAAAUAGGAAGAAAGAGAGGUCAGAAUUAAAAAUGAAAUUUUUGGGAAAGGACAAGUCACACAAGAAAGAACCAAAAGCAAAAUCUUCCCCCAAAAGGCUUAAAACUCUUGGAGCAAGUGUUGAUACAGAAGAUCUUCCUGUAACAGGAUCUAAUGUUAUCACAAGCUCUGAGUCAAAAACCAAACUGCUGGGAGAUCAGACUCUGCUUGGCGUAAAAGACAAAAGCCAAAGUAGUGAGAGUUUAAAGGUAACCCCAUCCAAAUCUAUGACCUCGCAGAUCAGUUUACCAAAGGUGGAGCUUGACAUUUCAGUCCGCAAAUCUCCAAAGAAAGGGGAUGAAAAAACACAGAAAGCAAAGGAUCAUAAACAGAAACAAUCCAAAAAAUCUAGUCCAAAGCGUAAGCAACCUGAAGCAGACAUGAGUGAUGUUCCUAUUUCAGAGGAAAUGCAAAAAGUUAACGAUCAAGAAUCGACAAACAAAACUGGCCGUGUUUCCACCACUCAGCUUCCUAAACGUGAAGAUAUUGAGAUUCCAGGUAUGGAGGACAUAUCUAUGAAAACUGCAAAAAUAAAGGAAACCAAAGCUGAUUUUAAAAAAGAUAAUAAAGAAAACCAAAGUGAAACAGUGCAAAUGUCAAUUGAUGUUAACAGUGUGAAAGAAGCGGUCUCAAAACUACCGGGAUUUAAGCUGCCUCAAGUUGAUAUAUGUGGAAUGCCUAUCCGUGAAGAAAUAACUGUCAUAGAUGCAAAUGCACAAAGAAUAUCUGUAAAAACACCCACAAAAGUAACGAAAAAGUCUGACAUAACUGCAUCUUCAGAAAUCUCCAAAACAAUGUUUUUAACUGAGAACAACAUAGAUUUUAAUACAUCUCAAAAGGAUGACAAUACUAGCCCAACAGGGUGCAACGAGGAACAGGAAACUAUGAUUGCUAAAACGCAACAUAUUGUAAUAUCUGGUAAAGAGCUUUACACUCUUCCAGACAAAGACUUUGAUAGAGCAAGUGGAAAAGGAGAUUUAAAACUCGAAUCUGAAUCAGCAGCAACAAAGGAAUCCGUGAAGACCAGACCAAAGAUAACGAUGCCAAGCUUUGGGAUGUCAUCAAAAUCCCGAAGAUUACCAUAUAUCGGAAUUGACUCACAAAAACAAACUUUAAUUCAAGAAAAAGACCUAAAUACUGAAACAAGAAAAGAUGAGAGGAAAACUGGAGAAGUUAUAUGUAAAGUAGAAAUACCUGAACCCGAUGGUUUUGAAUACAUUGACUCAACAGAUGAGUCAUCAGUCAGGAAAGAUGGAUUGAAAAGUUUUGAUAUUAGUGCUGAUGUCAAAGGAGAACUACAGGUUCAUGAGGUUGAAGGAAGUGGAUCUUCUACAAAACAAACUUUUAGUUCUCCUGAAAUAAAAAUUUCAACAAAAGAUGUUAAAGGAUCAUCAAAAUUUAAAAUGUCUCCUUCUGAAAUGCCAAGAUUUGCAGCUGCUACUCCAAAUCUCAAUACUGAUGUUUCUGACACAAAGUCACCUACGAAUGGUGUUACUAUUACCAGUAACAUACCAGAAACUGCUGUAAGUCCAUCUGUUGAUGUUAAAACUAAGGUGUCUGAAACUGAGGGAAGAGGAAGUAAAUUCAAAAUUCCAAAAUUUGGAAUAUCACUACCGAAGCUAAAAGGUCAUGAAAUAGAUGAAACCUUAUUGAAAAAAGCUGUUAGCGUAGAUGUCACCUUGCCUAAAGGUCAAGCUGAGGCAAAACUUCUGGAUGCUGAACAUGCAGAAUCUGGUAUUAUGGUAGAGGAAAAGGUUCGAAAGAUGGGAUUUGAUAAAGAUUUUGAGUACUCAACAUCCAAACCUGAAAUUGGAACGUCAUAUUCCGAGGCUAAAGCAGAGCUAAAAUUAUCGGAGUCCACUGGAGAAAAUAUUGUUUUAGCUCCGGUGGCCCUCACCAGGUCACCUGAAGCGGAAAUUCAGACUCUAAAGAAUGACAAUGAGUUUGCCCGAAAAGAAUGGGAUGUGCAACUUCCAAAGAUCGGAAUAGAAAUGCCAAAAUUAAAUAAACCAGAAUUUUCUCUUGGACACUCAGGUAAAAGUGUAGAUGUAAUAACAGCUGAAGAAAAGGCACAGUUAAAGAAUACAGAAACUAUGCUGUCAGACACUGAAACUAAGAUAAAAACCCCAGCCACAAAAGUUAAUGUUAGUCUGGGAAAAGCAGAAAUUUUAAUUCCAACUGGAAAUGUGGAAGUCGGAAAACCUGAAGUGCAAACUCAACCUCUAAUUGAAGGACAAGGAAGUAGGUUUAAAAUGCCAACGCUUGGAAUCACAAUGCCAAAAAUAAAAGCUUCUGAAACAAAGAAAGAUGUAGAAGGGAUAUUCACUGAAAGCAAGACUGAUGUAAAGAUACUUGAUGCUGGUUUUGAGGAACAAAAUGUGGAACAAUCAUCAUCAAAAUUCAAAAUGCCAACAUUCAAAUUACCAAAAUUAGGACUUGGCACCCCUCGCUCCACUACCGGAGUAUAUACUUUAGACAAAGAGGCCCAAAGAGAUGGAGUUGACCUUGACAUUCCUGAUGAGGUUCUUGCAGUUACCAUUGUUGAACCCAGGGCUACAGAUCCUGAUAAUGAAGAAACAGCAAACAAGUUUAAAAUGCAAAGUCUUAGUCUGACUGUGUCUCCAAUCAAAGGUCAACAAGCAGAGGAUAUUGUGACACAACAGAGGAUGAAAUCCGAGGAAAAAAAGGAAACAGAGGGGUCACCGUCCAGGUUCAAGAUGCCGACAUUCAAGUUUCCAAAAUUUGGGGUUUCUUCUCCAACUUCCAUAGAAAAAGUACCUCCUUUGGACAAAGAUGUCAAAACAGGAGAGGGUGACACAACAACUACAGGAGAAAUCCUUGCAGCUUGCACAGAAGAGCCAAGUAUUAAUAUCAAGGAACAAUCAGCACAUUUAAAAACUAUUGAAACUGUAAAUGAGGAAAGAGGAAGAACAUUUAAUAUGCCAAGUCUUGGCUUUUCAGUAUCACAAACCAAAGGACCAGAUACUGAAGUUAGUUUAUCCUCAACAGAUGUAGAUGUUACAGUACCGGAAAUCAAAAUGGAGGCCAAACUCCCUGAAGAAAGGUUUAACAAAUCAAUUGAAGUUGAAGCUAAGGCUCCAGAAAUCAAAGGCUCAAAAAGAGAAAAAGAAGGAUCACCAUCCAGGUUUAAGAUGCCAACAUUCAAGUGGCCUCAGUUUGGGGCUUCUUCUCAGAGUUCCAUGAAAGAGGUACCUCCUUUGGACAAAGAUUUCAACAAAGGAGAAGGUGACUCUAAGAUUUCUGGAGAGAUUCUUGCGGUUAGCAUAGAAGAACCAGGUACUGAUGCUAAGGGACCAUCAGCAGAAUUAAAAACUAUAGAAACCGAAAAUGAAGGAAAAGGAAGAACAUUCAAACUGCCAAGUCUUGGCUUUUCUGUAUCACAAACCAAAGGAGCUGAUACAGACAUUACCUUAUCCACAUCAGAGGUGGAUGUUGCAUUGGCAGAAACUGAAGCAAAACUCCCUGAAGGAAAAUUAAACCAAUCAAUUGAAUUUGAAGCUAAGGCUCCAGAAAUCAAAGGUUCGAGAAGAGACAAAGAAGGAUCACCGUCCAGGUUUAAGAUGCCGACAUUCAAGUUACCAAAAUUUGGGGCUUCGUCUCAGAGUUCUAACGAAGAGGUACUUCCUUUGGACAAAGAUAUCAAAACAGGUGAUAAUAUCACUUCAGGGGAGAUUCUUGAAGCUGGUGGAGAAGGACCAGAUGUUGAUAUUAGGGCGCCUUCAGCAGAUUUGAAAACUAAAGAUGUUGAAAAUGAAGGAAAAGGAAAAACAUUUAAACUUCCAAGUCUUGGCUUUUCAGUAUCACAAACCAAAGGACCAGAUACUGAAAUUAGCCUAUCCACAACAGAUGUAGAUGUUACACUACCAGACAUCAAAAUGGACGCCAAACUCCCCGAAGAAAAAAUAAACAAAUCAUUUGAAAUGGAAGCUAAAGUUCCAGAAAUCAAUGUCACAAGAGAAGAAAAAACAGGAUCACCAUCCAAGUUUAAGAUGCCGACAUUUAAGUUACCAAAAUAUGGGGCUUAUUAUCAGAGUUCUAAUAAAGAGAUACCUCCUUUAGAGAAAGAUGUCAGAAAAGGAGAAGCUGACUCAGAGGUUCUUGCAGGAAGUGGAGAGGGACCAAGUAUUGAUAUUAAGGCUCCAUCAGGAGAAGUCAAGAUCUCAGGAGCUAAAGGCGAGAUAAGUGGAGGAAAAUUCAAACUGCCAAGUCUUGGCUUCUCUGUAUCAGAAACCAAAGGACCUGAUACUGAACUUAGUUUAUCCACAAAAGAUGUAGAUGUUACAGGACCAGAAGUCAAGGUUGAAGCAGAACUCCCCAAAGGAAAAAUGAUCAAACCAACCGAGUUUGAAGCUAAAGCUGCAGAACUAAAAGAUGCAAAAAUGGAAACAGAGGGAUCACCAUCCAGGUUUAAGAUGCCAACAUUCAGGUUACCAAAAUUUGGAACUUCUUAUCAGAUUUCUACAGAAAAAGGGCCUCCUUUGGACAAAAAUGUGAAAACAGAAGAAGGUGACACAGCUAUUUCAGGAGAGAUAUUUGCAGCUAGCACGGAAGAGGCAAGCAUUGAUAUCAAGGAAUUGUCAGCAGAAUUAAAAACUACAGAGACUGAAAAAGAAGAAAGAGGAAGAAAAUUUAAACUACCAAGUCUUGGCUUUUCGGUUUCACAAACUAAAGGGGCUGACACUGAAAUUAGCUUAUCUUCAACAGAUGUGGAAGUUACAGUACCAGAAGUCACGAUGGAAGCUAAACUUCCUGCAGAAAAGUUUGACAAAAUAUCUGAAAGUGAACCUAAAGUGCCCGAAUAUAAGGGUAUAAAAAAGGAGACGGAAGCAUCACCAUCAAAAGUUAAGAUGCCAAAUAUCAAGUUACCAACAUUGGGACUUUCUUUUCAGAGUUCCACAGAGGAAGCACCUCCUUUGGACAAAAAAAUCACAAAAGGAGAGGGUGACUCCAAAAUGUCAGGAGAGAUUUUUGCAGCUAGCGGAGGACCAAGCAUAGAUAUUAAGGCUCCAUCAGCAACUUUAAAGCCAACAGGAGUUAAAAGUGAAAUAAGUGGAGGAAAAUUCAAACUGCCAAGUCUUGGUUUUUCUGUAUCCCAAACCAAAGGAGCUGAUACUGAGAUUAGCUUAUCGCCUACAGAUGUGGGUGCUACAGAACCGAGAGUUAAGGUGGAGGCUGAACUACCAGAAGAAGUGGAAGUUAAAGGUCUGGAAUUAAAAAGUAAAAAAACAGAUGGAUCACCAUCCAGGUUUAAGAUGCCAACAUUCAAGUUACCAAAAUUUGGGACAACCUAUCAGAGUUCUACAGAAAAAGGUCCUCUUUUGGACAAAGAUGUCAAAAUGGAAGGAAGUGACACAUUAACUUCAGGAGACAUCCUUGCAUCCAGCACAAAGAAACCAGAAGAACCUAGUAUUAAUGUCAAGGAACCAUUGGGAUAUUUUAAAACCAUACAAACUGAAAAUGAGGGAAGAAAAUUUAAACUGCCAAGCCUUGGAUUUUCUGUAUCACAAACCAAAGAGGCUGAUACUGAAAUUAGUUUAUCUACAACAGAUGUAGACGUUACAGUUCCAGAAGUCCAAAUGGAGACCCAACUCACUGAGGACGAAUUAAACAAAACAAUUGAGUUUGAAGCUAAAGCUCCAGAAAUCAAAGGUACAAGAGGAGAAAAAGAUGGAUCACCAUCCAGGUUUAAGAUGCCGACAUUCAAGUGGCCGAAGUUUGGGGCUUCUUCUCAGAGUUCCACAGAAGAGGUACCUCAUUUGGACAAAGAUGUCAUAACAGGAGGAGGUGAUAAUAGCACUACAAAGGAGAUUCGUGCAGCUGGGGAAGAAGGACCAAGUAUUGAUAUUGAGGAGCCAUCAGCAGAUUUGAAAAGGAUAGAAACUGAAAAUGAAGGAAAAGGAAGAACAUUUAAACUGCCAAGUCUUGGAUUUUCAGUAUCACAAACCAAAGGACCAGAUACUGAAAUGAACUUAUCCACAAUAGAUGCAGAUGUCAAAAAUCAGGAUCUCAAUAUGGAAGCCAAACUCCCUGAAAAGAAAAUAAACACAUCAAUUGAAAUGGAAGCUAAACCUCCAGAAAUUAUUGUUACAAGAAGAGAAAAAGAAGGAUCACCUUCCAAGUUUAAGAUGCCGACACUGAAGUUACCAAGAUUUGGUUCUUCUUCUCAGAGUUCUAAUGAAGAGGUACCUUCUUUAGACAGAGAUGUCAGAAAAGGAGAAGAUGACUCUAAAACAUCUGGAGAGAUUCUUGAACCUGAUGGAAGUGGACCAAAUACUGAUAUUGAGGCACCAUCAGCAGUUUUAAAGAGCUCAGAAGCUGAAAACCAAAUUGGAGGAGGAAAAUUCAAACUUCCCAGUCUUGGAUUUUCUGCAACACAAACUAAAAGUAUUGAUACUGAAAUUACCUUAUCUACAACAGAUGUAGAUGUGACGUUACCAGAUCUCAAAAUAGAAGCAAAACUUCUUGAUGAGAAACUAAGUAAAUCAUCUGAAGUGGAGGCUAAAGCUCCAGAAUUUAAAGGUACAAAAAGAGAAACAGAAGGAUCACCAUCCAGGUUUAAGAUGCCAACAUUCAAGUUACCAAGAUUUGGGUUAUCUUCCCACAGUUCGACCCAAGAAGUCACAUCUCUGGACAAGGACCUCAUAACAGUUGGUGGAGAAACAACAGGAACAGAGGAGGUCACUGCAUUAAACAUAGAAGGACAAAACACGGAAAUUAGGGAUCCAUCAAUGAAGUCAAAAACAGAGGAAAGUGAAAGUGAAGGAAAAGGAAAAAAGUUUAAGUUGCCAAGUCUUGGUUUUUCUGUUACACAGGCCAAAGUGCCGGACAUGGAUUUUAGCUUGAAGACAGAUAUUGAUGUUACGCAACAACAAGCUGAAAUCAAAAUGUCUGAUAAUGAACUGAAAAUAAUCUCUACAGAAAAUGAAAGUAAGGAACCUAAAAUUCAAGGUGAAGAAGAGGAAAUUGAGGAAUCAACAUCCAAAUUUAAGAUGAAAACUUUUAAAUUUCCCAAACUUGGGCUUACUACUCAGAGUUCCUCUGAAGAAGUACCUUCUAUUGAGACAAAUACAAAAACCGGCAGAGACGAAACUACAGCUAUUAAAGAAGUAGUUACAGUUCCUGUAGAGGGAUCAAGCAUGGAAAUUGAGGGGAUGUCAGCUGAUUUAAGUAAUCUAGUAAGUGAACAUGAGGAGAGAGGACUGAAACUCAAACUGCCAAGUUUGAGUUUUUCAGUACCGCAAGCAAAAAGGCCUGAUAUUGAUUUGAGCUUAAAGACAGAUGCAGAUGUAAGACAACAAGAAGGGAAAGCUGAAGGUGAUAUCGCUGGUGACAAAUUAAAAAAAUCUUCCAUUGAGGUUGAAACCAAACCACUUGAAAACAGGAAGAAUACAGAGGGAUCACCAUCCAAAUUUAAGAUGCCAAAUUUCAAGUUCCCAAAAUUUGGGCUCGCUACUCAAAGCGCCGCUAAAGAAGCAUCUCCAUUUGAUAAAAGUGUAGAAAUCAAAGAAGGUGAGCGUACAACUUCAGAGGAUGUUAUUCCAGGGAGCAUGACAGAACCAAGCAGAGAAAGUAAGAGUUCAUCGUUAGAGCCAAAGACUGAAGGAAAUGAAGGAAAAGGAAGACAGUUUAAGUUGCCAAGUCUUGGAUUUUCAGUAGCAGAGGCCAAAGGAGCAGACACUGACCUAGAGUUAUCAAAGAGAAAAGUAGCAGUUACAUUGCCAGAAGUCAAAGCUGAGGUCAAACUUUCAGAUGAUGAUGAGCUGAAAAAAACCUCUACUCCAAUGCAUACUGAAGGGCCUGAAAUUAGUUUACCAAAAUUUGGGAUCCCUACAUACAGCACAACUGAUGAGGGUCCUCCAUUUGACAGAGAUGAAGAAGAAACUAAGACACCUGACAUAAAGCUAGUGCCAAAGGACAGUGAUGGAUCGCCUUCCAGAUUCAAAAUGCCAACAUUUAAGCUACCAAAACUAGGUCUUGCUACUCACAGUUCGAACAAACAAGAACCUGACUUGAACAAAACAGUAAAAGAUGAAAGUACAACUUUGGAGGAGGUUCUUACAGUAACCACAGAAGGACCAUGCAUUGAAAUAAAGGGUCCAUCAACAAAUUUACAGGGUUCAGAAACUGAUAAAGAAAGAUCAGGACGUAAGUUUGUGCUGCCGAGUCUUGGUUUUUCAGUGGAACAAGGCAAAGCGGGUAAUACUGACAUUAACUUAUCAAACAAAGAUAUCAAUGUUGAAAUACCGAAAGCUGUCACAUCCACAGAGACCAAAAUCUGCCAGUCAGAUGCUGAUGUUAAAGAAUCUACAGCAGUCCCCAUACAGGAAGCAUCCUCAACUGUAGAACUUGACACAAACUUAAAAAAGAGUAAAUUUUCACUUCCCAAGUUUUCUUUUUCAAAGUCAAGCAUUAAAAAGACUGAAGUAAAAGCUGAGCUUCCAGAUCCCGGAGAAGUUAAAACUGAAACGAUAACAGAAGUUAAACUCUCUGCAGACGAAGAAAAACAAUACUCGACUAUUGUUGAAACAACAGCUGGUGAGGCUGAAGUCAGGUCUAAAGGUUCACCUUUAAAAUUCAAAAUGCCAACUUUAAAAAUGCCUAAAUUUGGCAGUGCAUCAUAUGAGGUAACAACAGAGACACAUAGCAAAGAAAAAAAGGCUGAAUACGAUGGAAGUGAGCUUGAGGAGGAUUCUGCUGUUAUCAUCAAAAGUGCAAAGAUGGAUGUUGAAAUAGAUGCCUCCAAAUCAGCAAAGGCAGAACUGGAACCCCUUAAAACAGAAAGCGGUAAUGUGGUUCAUGGAUCUUCAAGUAAAUUUAAACUCCCUAGCUUCAACAUACCACAGUUAAGUCUUUUAAGUUCUAAACUUGAAGAUGAAACUGUCCAAACUGUGCAUGAAGAUAAUAAAGAUCAACUGCAGAUGAAGAUUGAGCUAAAAGAAGAAAAUGUAUCACCCAAACUGACUUUAAAAUCAACUGGUGACUCUGACUUUGAUGUUCCAAAAGUGUAUAACCUCAAACAAAACACUGAAAUCUCAAAGGAACCUCAUGAACCAGUUGAAUCAGCCACAAAGCACACAGAACAAAAGGAAGACAAGGCAAAAUCAAAGCAAGAUGCUACCAAAAGUCCAGAACGCACAAGCUGGUUUAGAUUCCCCAAAUUUGGCCUUUCAUCCCCAAAGGAACAACGCAAUGUUCCUGACAAAGCAGAGAAAAUAGAAGAUUGCAGCCCAGUAGGGGAAACAAGGGAUGACGAAGGAAGUUCCCCCCUUUCUGUCCAGUCAUCAGAUGCUUUUGCCGAUAUCAGCUCUACAAUCACAAGUGAGCCUGUUGGCCCAUUCAUACCUUCCCCAACAAAGGGCACGGUCCAACACUUCAAUGAUACCACAGCUGCUGGGCUUGAAGAGAUCCAAGUCGAAGUCAGAAGUGAGCUGAUUGCAGAUGUGCCCAACAUGCCUGAGAAGAUCAAUAUCUUGUCUUCCGGUGUUUCAUCUUCCUCAGAUGAUACAGUUAGACUAAAGUCUGGGAAAAUACACAUCAUUACAUCCAACAUACAAGCUACUCCAGAAUCCCAGCAUGCCAAGCUAGUAUCUGCUGUUUCAGUCCAACCAGCUGAAGGCCUUACCUUACAGUCAAAGUUAGAUGAAGCGCAAGCUUGGAUCGUCCAAGAUUCUCAAAGUGCAACAAAAACAGUGUUUGAGAAACACUUAGUUCAACAAACAUCUACAGAAACAAGUAAGAGCAAAGAAACCCUGGUUAUAACAAAACAAAUUACCCACAUAUUUGGCACUGCAGAGCACAUCUCAGGGGACACGGCGUCUUCUAUUCAACGGCUCAAAGACUCUGUGCACUCUGAGAAAAUGAGGUUCUUUGAUGAGGCGGAGAAGUGAAAGCCGUCAUAACUUUCUCCUUGUUUUCCUCUAUCUAAAUGAAUUGCAUAAAAUAUUACCACCUGAAGUUAAAUGCAAAAACUAUCUGAAACCAGAUGAGGGACCAAUAAACACUAACCACAUAAAGUUAUCUUUUAGUAUUCAGGAAUCGCCAUAACGGCUUAAUCUCCAGCUGCAUGUUUACUGAUCUAGAGUAUAUAGAAAUGUAUUGCUAUAGAAACUUUUACAUCCUAAUGGGGUCAACCUAUGGCAAACUAAAACUCUUGAAUUAUGUGGUGUGGCUUUGCUGUGGUAGAGAAAGCUUAAUGCUACAGUACAACGCGUCUUGGCAAAACUUUGUUAGCCCGUGCAUUUUCAUUUAUUUUUUACAUUAGAACUACAUUAUGUGGGGUAUUAUUUAAAAUGCCAGCACAAAGUAGCACAAAAGUAUACAUUUCAGUAUUUGAUUUAACUCAUUAUAUUAUUA